AUGUCCUGGCUGCUGGUGCUCUACCUCUUGAGUGUCAUACCUGCUGGCACUGAGGAACUCCCGACCAAUGGAUGCACCAUAACUGCCAGGUUGUGUCGAAAUUUUCCAGAAUAUCAGCAAAAACAAUUUCGGGAUGACCUGGGGGAGUCUCAUGUUGCUGCUGGCAGCAAUGAUGCUGCCUGCCUGAAGAGAGCAGAGGAUUUCCACCACUGGUGUGGCAAUGGUGCGACAGAAGAUGCACAGGUAGCAGCCACUUACGGGACAGACCAGCUCUCGCAGGUUUACCAUCCCGGCGCCUGCCAUCCUGGGUGGUCCCAGUGGGAUGCUUUCUGCUACAAACAUUUCUGGGAGAAGAAGACCUGGUUCGAGGCGGAAGCCACUUGCCGACAAUUCGGAGAAGGAUCUCAUUUGGCCUCCAUCCACUCCCGAGCAGAAAAUAGAUUUAUUUACACACUGACAAAUGGGCUGAGUGCCUGGAUUGGGUACACCGAUCUUGACCAAGACACGCACUACAAGUGGAGUGACAACACUCAGGAUGACUUCUCAAACUUUGCCAAGAAUUGCACCGGUCGCGAGCAUGAACCGGACUGCAAGCCCGAAGAGAGACAGCAGCAGUGGUAUGAUUGGGAGGGGCAUGAUGCAGGCACCUUUGUGUGCAAGCGGAACGCUCUACUUCCAGUAGCCCUCCUGCGGAACGUGUCUGCAAGGACACUUGUUACCCGAAGCUGGGGAGAACUGCUGCCGGCGUUCGCAGCGGGAAAUGGACCCAGGCUGAGCCAGAACGACACACUGCCAACUGUGAAGGUGGGGGAAAUCACAAAGCCACCGCUGCAACAGCCUGCCGCUUCCAAACCUGUAGCUCCUGAGCCACGCUUUGCUCUGCCAAAGGGAUCCUGGUUCUGA
Symbiodinium pilosum is the source of this 903-nucleotide messenger RNA. The record is from the annotation of a GenBank genome assembly. Lineage: Eukaryota; Dinophyceae; Suessiales; Symbiodiniaceae.